Tachysurus vachellii is the source of this 2727-nucleotide messenger RNA. RefSeq names its product thyrotropin-releasing hormone receptor a (gene trhra). Gene Ontology annotation, cellular component: membrane. The record is from RefSeq and is a predicted model, not a curated record. Gene Ontology annotation, molecular function: thyrotropin-releasing hormone receptor activity. The transcript has 2 exons. NCBI's taxonomy places the organism in Eukaryota, Metazoa, Chordata, Actinopteri, Siluriformes, Bagridae. The coding region runs from base 420 to 1628 and encodes 402 amino acids. Gene Ontology annotation, biological process: phospholipase C-activating G protein-coupled receptor signaling pathway.
GAUUGCACUGGAAAGAGUCCAGUGUGGUGUAGGCUGUGGGUUCGUUUCUCACUCCUGCCUACUACACCAGCGCACUCCUGUAGUGGAGGCUUAUGCAGAGCUCAGUAACACCACAUUGAGCCAAAGGGCGGACACACCAUCAAUGCCCUCUCCACCUUAGACACACACCAGAGAAGACUGCUUUCCUUCCAGCCACACGUACAUAUCUGGGAAUACUUUCGGAAUCUUACAAGUACGUCUAUUAAAAGCAAAUGCAUAUAAGAGAAGCAGUGUUUAAACAUUAGCGGCAAAUUGGUUGUGUUUUUGCGCAACAACUCGCUACUUCUAUAGACAUUUUAUUAUCUGUCUGUUAUGGCUUGUGUGCUGGAUUUAAAAGGUGUUCGGUGAUCUUGUGAAGGACCGAAGGAGCGAAGUGAAGAAUGGAGAAUGAGACAUUUUUUGGAAAUGAUAACCGGACUCUUGGUAUUUGGGUCGAUCAAAGCUUCGAGUACAAAGUGGUGAGUGUGUUGUUGGUGAUAGUUAUUUGCGGCGCCGGGAUCGUGGGGAACGUGAUGGUGAUCCUUGUGGUGCUCACGACCAAGCACAUGCGGACUCCCACCAAUUGCUACCUGGUCAGUUUGGCGGUCGCAGACCUCAUCGUGCUGACGGCAGCGGGUUUACCUAACAUUACAGAAAGCUUUUUUGGGGGGUGGGUAUACGGUUACGGCGGCUGCCUCUCCAUAACAUACCUGCAGUACCUGGGCAUCAACGCGUCCUCCUGCUCCAUUACAGCGUUCACCGUGGAGAGGUACAUCGCCAUCUGCCACCCGAUCAAGGCGCAGUUUCUCUGCACUCUCUCCAGGGCCAAAAAGAUCAUUGUCCUAGUUUGGGUUUUCACCACUCUUUACUGUGUGAUGUGGUUUUUACUGUCUGACAUCGAAACGAAGAUCUACGACAACAUCACCUUAACCGUGUGCGCUUACAAGGUGUCUAGGAGACUAUACAAGCCGAUCUACUUCGCUGACUUCACUUUGUUCUACGUGGUUCCGCUUCUGCUGGCCUCUGUGCUGUACGGUCUGAUCGCCAGGAUCCUGUUUCUCAACCCUCUGCCGUCGGACCCCAAGGAAAAGGCGCAAACUUGGAGGAAAGGCUCGCGCGCAGAGAGCAAAAAGCACUCCAAAAACUCUUCAUUUGGAAGCACAGCGGCCUCACGAAGACAGGUAACAAAGAUGCUGGCUGUUGUGGUGAUUCUUUUUGCGUUGCUGUGGAUGCCCUAUCGUACACUGGUGGUGGUCAACUCGUUCCUAAAAGAUUCCUAUUCUGACACAUGGUUUUUGCUCUUCUGUCGACUCUGCAUCUACCUGAACAGCGCCAUCAAUCCUGUCAUCUACAACGCUAUGUCUCAAAAGUUCCGUGCUGCUUUCCGGAAGCUUUGUCACUGCAGGCCACAGAGCUCACAGAAGCCAGCAACAUACAGCGUGGCACUGACCUACAGUGUAAUCAAGGAGACCUCCAACGGCCAGAGUCCAGAUCACUUCCCCACAGAGAUGGAGGAGCUUUCAGGGCCUAAAAAUGAAUUCCGGCCUGGAAGAAAGAAGCUUUCAUAUAAGGAGUCCUCACUGUCAGACAGCAUGUUAUCUACAGCCUAGUUUUUUAGAUAGAUAAGUGUUCAUAGCCAGUGAUUGGUAUAUCAGUCUAAAUAUUUAAAUGUUGAAGAAAAUAGGACCAAAUUGAGUCUGAUUGUCCAUAAUGGUUCUGGUGUGUUUUAAAAUUUUGUAGCAGGGUGUCAUGAUAUAGGCUGUAUAUACAGAAAUGGCCAUAAAGCACUAAGUCUCUUCUCUAUAGACUUAGUGUUAAAUAAACAAUAAGGCAGAGAAUCAACAGGAAAUCUCUCAAAUUGUCCUGCCCAGAUGACUAACAGCCUUGUGUCCUCAAAGCCCAGCUCACAUUGGUUAAUACAGCUACUGUACAAUGCACAAUGUAAAACACGUCACCCAUAAGAGACUUGUUACAAAGAUGCUUUUCACGUUUACAUUCCAAUGAGAUAUCAGAAACAAUGUUCUAUAUAGUUUUGCUAUAAUGGAUAGUGGUAUCAUGCCUACGUCCUAUAGCUUAUUUAUUUCAUGUCUAUGGUGUGGUAAUUCUGAUACAGCUUAGAAAGCUUUAAAGAAUGUAACCUUUAAAAAAUAAAAUGCAGCCAGGUAGAACGUACCGUACUGUGAUAUUUUGUGAGCAUGUUAAGAAGAAAAAAAAGAUCAUUUGCAUAUCAACAUAAGACAAAGAAUAAAAGAGAGGAAGAAUGUACUGUCUGGUCAUUCUCAUUUCAUUAUGUGGUUGAAUUCUUAAAAGUAAAGGUGGUUAAAAUGACUAAAAUGUCAUUUUUCUUUUUUCUUUUUUUUCUUUUUUUAUUUUAACUGCAAUGUGUGUAACUUUAGAUGCAAGACUGUGUUCCUGACUGUUGUCUUUGAUAUAGCAUUCAAAACUUUAUGUAAGCUGGUUUAAAAUAAGAAUGCACUCUGAUAAAUGUUCAUGUGAUAGAAUAUGUUUGAUUCAAAAGGAUACCCCUCUGCUCAUAGACUCUGGAAACCAUUCAGUAUGUACAAUGCCAUACUGUGCAUUGGUCAGUCAUUAAUCUUUGUAGUUCAUUGGCUGAAUGUUUAAUGUAUGCACAUGAUAUUUCUUGCUGUUGUGAAUAUUUAUAUUUUGUAAGUUGCAGAUUGUCUUGAAUAAACUGAUAGAUUAGGAUUA